AUGGCUUUUGAAAACUUAAAGAAAUCCUUAUAUUUUUAUGGUAAAUAUGCUGAAAUUUGCGGUUUUGAUAUACGUUCAUCUACUAGCUACAAAAAAAAGGGUAUUGUUUUUUUAAAAUAUUUUGUUUGUAGUAGGGAGGGUAUCAUAAAACCUAAACCUAAGAAAAGUGCAGAUGUUGUUGCACGUUAUAAGAGAUCAACCAAAAGAAUUGGUUGUAAAGCUAGAUUGAUUUUGAAAUAUUGCAUAGCGAAGAGAACAUACCAUGUUUUAAAAUUCGAAGAGGCGCACAAUCAUUGUCUUGUUAGCCCUACAUUGCGUCAAUAUUUAUUGGGUAAUAGGAAAAUGACUUUGUUGCACAAAAAUUUCAUAUCUAAGAAUGCAGGGGUUAAUAUAGGACCGGUUAAUUCCUUUAGAUUGUUUAAGGAAAAUGUCGGGGGUUAUGAGAAUGUGGGAGUGAGAAUGCAAGAUUUUAAGAAUUUCCAUAGGGAUUUGAAAAAAUAUAUUAAAGGAGAUGAUGGGAAGAUGUUGAUCGAGAAUUUUAUCAGAAAAAGAGAUAUUUACACGGGGUUUUAUUUUGAUUAUGCUUUAGAUGAGGAGGACCACAUUUCACGUUUAUUUUGGGCCGAUGCGAUAAGUAGAAAGAAUUAUUGUUUAUUUGGAGAAAUGGUUACUUUUGAUUGUACUUAUAACACCAAUAAGUAUAGCAUGGUAUUAGCCCCUUUUACUGGUGUAGAUCAUCAUAAGUCUUGUAUUACAUUUGGUAUAGGUUUAUUAGCUAAGGAAGAUAGUGAAUCUUUUGAGUGGUUAUUCAGAACUUUUUUACAUUGUAUGGGGGAGUGUAUGCCAACAUAUUUGAUAACUAAUCAAGACCCUGCAAUGAAAAUUGCGAUUAAAAAUAGGUACAAACAAGAUAAGCUCAAUGCUGAAUCACUUCACACAAAUGCACAAUAUAAAACACCAUUGCCGAUUGAAAAACAUGCCGGUUUAGCUCAACGGAGCGAGAGUGAUUUACAAUCACUUUUAGAAAACCUAAAAGAUAUUAGUAGAAAAUUGGAGGAAAAUGAUGAUGUGAGGGUGGACAUUACUAAAGAGCAACAAAUCGAAUUGUUAGUAGGCACAAGUUCAUCUUCGACAAUGGAAAUACAAAACCCAAUCCAAUCAAAGAACAAAGGAAAAAGGCUAAGAAUAAUUGGGGAAAAGGAACAAACUAUUGAGCAAAGCAAGAAGCCCAAAAGAAAGUGCAAAACUUUUGGUAAAUUUGAUUAUCAUGAUAGUCGAAAUUGCCCAUCAACAAAAGAUACCCCACUUAAGAAAAAUUGA
Messenger RNA from Amaranthus tricolor (Joseph's coat), 1320 nucleotides. RefSeq names its product protein FAR1-RELATED SEQUENCE 5-like. Bases 1 to 1320 code for a protein of 439 amino acids. The transcript is spliced from 4 exons. Gene Ontology annotation, biological process: regulation of DNA-templated transcription. Lineage: Eukaryota; Viridiplantae; Streptophyta; Magnoliopsida; Caryophyllales; Amaranthaceae. The record is from RefSeq and is a predicted model, not a curated record.